AUGCCUGGGCACGUCCCAAAGCUGCCCCAGGCUGCCUGCAGCUCAUGUCACACGCGGAAAAUCAAAUGCGAUCGCCGUCCGGGAAGCUGUAGCGCAUGCUCAAAGAUCCAGCUAUCCUGUCGAUACCCCACGAGCGAGCAAAUUCUGAAACGCCGUGCGCCGAGGGGUCCCUACAAGAAGAGGAAGUCUCACCGGGAGCGGGAGCUGGAAGAUCUGGUCAAAACCAUGACAGAAAGAUGCAACGAGCUGGAGGAUGCCGCGAAUGCAGCUCUGAAUCGCUCGCUCCGUUAUGCGGGCUCGCCAGACUCGAGCCUGGAUUUGAAUAUAGAGGAAUAUCACAACGAAGUCCGAGAAUCGUUAAGCCCGAAGUCUGUUGUCACGUCAACGUAUUCUGGCUCGUCCUCCGCAGAAUGUCCGGAUUCUUCGCGGCGAAGCUUGCCUCUUCGUUUUGAUCCAGGACCUGUGACGCCUGGACGCUCCGAACGGCUGACCCCAGAGCUUGUGUCCUGUGGGUUGUCUGGGCCUCAAACACUGGAGCUGUGGCACAUCUACCGAACUCAGAUUGAUCCGGUGACGAAACUAAUCCACUGUCCGUCCUUCUCAGCGCAGAUUCUACUUGCAUUAUCUCGCCCCUCAAUCGUCGAUUCCUGCCUGGAAAUGCUUGUGUUUAGCAUCUGUUAUGCGGCAGUCGAUGUUCUCUCCGCUGGCGAGGUUGAAACUCGGUUCCAGCAGAAGAAGGACGUCCUUGCUUCUUGUUACAAGAAAGGGAUGGAGCGCGCUCUGGGCGAGGCGGCCUCCCGCCAGAUGCCGUCAUUGCAUGUCCUGCAAGCCCUUGUCCUUCAUGCGAUCUGCCUGUUCCGCCGGUCUGGGGACGGUGCGCCAACAGGCACGGCUCUACUUGACAUGGCCGUAUCAGAAGCGUGUCUCCUCCUUCCAGAAAAUGGAAGCAGUUACCACGACAACCUCUCCGUGCUUGAGACGCAACUCUUGCUUCGUUGCUGGUGGGCACUAUAUGCUCUCGAUUAUCACAGGGCUGCAAAAUGCGGCUGUGACCCAAGUGCUAGCCUCCAGUCCAAGCAGGUGGCGCUUCCUCUGAACCUGAACGACAUCGACCUCAGCCCCAACAUGCAGCAGCUUCCUGUUCCCAGGACAUCAGUCACCGAGAUGUCCUAUUUUCUGGUGGUCGUUGAACUCACUCUGCUUGACGCAGUAUUGCCACAACUCCAGGCUAGCGAGCCCGAAAGCGAGCAUUUCAAAAGUCUCGGGUCCAUUAUCAACGAACGCACAAUGCUGAAUCCCGUCGAAAUUCAGAUGCUUGAAAUGGGACAAAUAAUCUAUUCAACUGACAAGUUGCUGGACUGUGCCGCAAGCGCCGCGUUGUCAGAAAAGACUUUCUCACUGGCUUUGGAUGUUACCGAGUGUUGGUACAUCCUCAAAACUCACCCGAAUUUGUCAGCGUGGAGUUGGUACACCGACAUAUUCCGCCGCAGAUACGACGCGGAUUAUAUCAAAGCGAAAGUGGCUGAACUACCAGAAUCAGAAGAGCGGACUCGAGCUCAGACGCUGCUCGUGCUUGAUAGAGCUUCGAACAAGUCGCCCGCGAUGGGCGUUUGA
Molecule: messenger RNA, 1614 nt
Organism: Fonsecaea erecta
Lineage: Eukaryota; Fungi; Ascomycota; Eurotiomycetes; Chaetothyriales; Herpotrichiellaceae
Exons: 4
Coding region: 1-1614 (537 amino acids)
Biological process (GO): DNA-templated transcription; regulation of DNA-templated transcription
Molecular function (GO): DNA binding; zinc ion binding; DNA-binding transcription factor activity, RNA polymerase II-specific
Source: RefSeq, a predicted model, not a curated record